Molecule: messenger RNA, 225 nt
Organism: Ogataea philodendri
Lineage: Eukaryota; Fungi; Ascomycota; Pichiomycetes; Pichiales; Pichiaceae
Exons: 1
Coding region: 1-225 (74 amino acids)
Source: RefSeq, a predicted model, not a curated record
AUGUCGUCCAAGAACGUGCUAAACUUAUGGUUAGCCAGAGAUGUGACGUACUCGGUCUCCAACAAGACCAUCAGGUCCACCAUACUGUCGAUCGAGUCAAACCGUUCGUUCAAUGGAGCCUGGACGUCUUCAAUGGCCAACUCGUGUCUCAGGUUCACAAACUCGGGCAAAGAGUACAGAAUGUUACUGGCCACGGUGUUGAGAUACCGAAUCAAAAUAAUAUAG